Molecule: messenger RNA, 414 nt
Organism: Anthostomella pinea
Lineage: Eukaryota; Fungi; Ascomycota; Sordariomycetes; Xylariales; Xylariaceae
Source: the annotation of a GenBank genome assembly
AUGUCGUCGACUAUUGCCAUCCCUGCCUCCCGAUCCUCGGCGACGACGUAUGAGGAUUCGCCCAAGACUGCCACCAGCUCCUCGUCGUCCUACUCCAGCUCUCCCCAAACUCCAGGUCUCAGCAAGUCGUCGCCGUCGCAGUCCUCCCACAAACCCAAGACAGUGCAUGAGCGACGGCCCAGCAUGCUCAGCUCAGCCUUCUCGAAGGACGAGUGCACCGUUAUCAACAUUGGCGACCCUGACGGCCCCCCUCGAUUGAUCUCCUACCUCGCCUCCAGCCAAGGCUUUGUGUGGAAUCCCGAAAUCUUCCUGCCCUCCUACGUCGACUGCGAUUACGUGCCUUUAGAGAACCGACGAGAGCCUGUCCACGAAAUCCGACUCAGCGACGAGGAGUUGAAGAGAAUGUUGCCGUGA